Messenger RNA from Spirometra erinaceieuropaei, 312 nucleotides. The record is from the annotation of a GenBank genome assembly. Lineage: Eukaryota; Metazoa; Platyhelminthes; Cestoda; Diphyllobothriidea; Diphyllobothriidae.
AUGCCAUACCCCGGUAACAGCCUCGACCGGCGGGACAAACCAGAUACCCGUUGGUGUAUCCUCCAACACGGUACUUCUGCCUUCCCUCCUACUUCACCUCCCUCUGCUUCCUUCAUCUUUCUCGCAUCCCUCUUCUUCUUCUUCUUCUUCUUCUUCUUCUUCUUCUUCUUCUCCUUCUUCCUCCUCCUCCGUUUCUACUUCCCGCUCAACUCCACCCUUCUUCUCCCCUCUUUUCCACUUUCUCUUGAUGGCCCAUUCCGACGCAGAAAAGAACGAAUUCUACUAGGACCUGCACGCCCUACUGGCGACUGA